Penicillium maclennaniae is the source of this 1182-nucleotide messenger RNA. RefSeq names its product ribonuclease P protein subunit p40. The transcript is spliced from 7 exons. NCBI's taxonomy places the organism in Eukaryota, Fungi, Ascomycota, Eurotiomycetes, Eurotiales, Aspergillaceae. Gene Ontology annotation, molecular function: ribonuclease P activity; ribonuclease MRP activity. Bases 1 to 1182 code for a protein of 393 amino acids. Gene Ontology annotation, cellular component: ribonuclease MRP complex; multimeric ribonuclease P complex. The record is from RefSeq and is a predicted model, not a curated record. Gene Ontology annotation, biological process: tRNA 5'-leader removal; tRNA 3'-end processing; endonucleolytic cleavage in ITS1 to separate SSU-rRNA from 5.8S rRNA and LSU-rRNA from tricistronic rRNA transcript (SSU-rRNA, 5.8S rRNA, LSU-rRNA).
AUGUUCGACUUUGAAGACGACGCGUCAACACGCGAGAAAUGUUUCACCUCGGUCACUGAGCUCCCCGCAUUCGUUGAUCCGAAGCAGAUCCCGUCCAAAAAAGUGCCUUUCUCUACAAUUUCUAAUCACCCAUUCGUGCACACAGUUGAAGCCAUUCUCCCAGAGGAGACCUACAAAAGCAUUCACGCAUCACUGGACGCUAAGUUGGAGAGGCUUCAGUAUGCUCGAGUAUUUAUGUAUCCUGCAGAUCUGCUGGAGCAUGAAUUUUUCAAUGCGUACAUCAAGAGCGGUACAUUCUCCCCCUUGAAAGCCCUUGACGAUGUCGUGCCCAUCAGUAAUAUUCUCAUGAUAUCGGAGGGUACUUCUGGUUCAGACGUUGUGUUUACACUAAGCGAUGGAAUCCUCAGAAUCGAACUCGGCAAGGAGAUUUUUGAGCGUACAGGACUCACCGGAACUCCCAUCCGCAGUGGGGGUAGGAAACAUGGGAAAGAACGAUUCGUAAUUGAGCUUAAUUUGCGACUGCCUUCAAUGCUACAUGGCAAAAAGGGCUUCGAGCGGAUCGAACGAGCCUUCAAAAAUGUCCUGAACCAGUCUCUAGCGUGGCUCUUUUGCGACUUACACCAGGGUGACGGUGCGGCCAUUAAGAAGCAUCAUCCGCAUGUGAUCGAAGCUGUGCCCCAGCAGACCAGACUUGAACGAAUUCUCGCACCGCCAUUAUUGGGAGUGGUGUCAACCGAGAUGUCUGAAGUAGAUAUGCAAGAAGCAUGCGGGUCUCUUUCUGAAUGGAUUGCCAUGGUUCAGCUGGAAUCCCCACGCGUGUCUGCGGACGACAACAUUGAUUCGUUCCUUUGCCGUUACACGGUACCUGAAGCGGAUCAGGGGCGUACCACCAAUUUGAUCAGCUUGAAGUGGCAUGGUCUCAUUUCUGCCAUGUGGACCACGCAUCUAUUCGUUGCUUUACUGGGCCAUGCGUCAAAACUCACGGCUUCUUCAUCCUGGUUUGCUAUAUCCGCCUCAGCGCUGGGAAAGCAAGCUGUCGAGGGAAGAGACGGCUUCACCAUCGCCGCUGCCCCAAAUUUGUUGGGUGGCUCUUCUGGAGCAGAAGAGGAAAAAGAACCAAAAUCGAGAGCUCUCCAUUCUAUUUGCUGGGAGUACAUUGGGGCAACUGCUACCGCCAAAUGA